AAAUAAUCGGUCGUCGUGGUAACUGAGACGCCUUCCUGAAAGAUGGAGAUCUGGAAGGUGGACCAGCCGCUUGGCGCUUCUGCGGCUUCGGACUCCUGGUUGUGGGACUCCGCCGGGACCUCGAAGCCGUUGAGAGACCUCCGGAUCAAAGAAGAGGAGUAUCUACGUUUAAAUGAAGAACUUGAAGCAAAAACAGCUGAACUUGUUCGUCAAGCAGAAGAAGCAAUAAGAGAUCAAAAUGAGAUACUGUCCAAAGUAGUUUCAUCUCCAGUUAAACCAUGUGAGGAGAAAGAAGAUAAAGAUACAAAAGGUCAUUUGUCUAAUGAAGGAGCAGUUUUUGUACUUUCAAAUAAGCAACCAAAGAUCAAUAAAUCUGAUUGUGUGACUGAAAUUCAAAACAAACCACAGGCUGGGAAUAAAGGAAAGAAAAAAACUUCAAGUGUAAAAUUGAAACGUGCUAAUAUUCAAAUUGCCAAUGAUGUUGCAGUCCCAGAGGACUUCAAAGACUUUUCACUUACAAACACAAUUAAUAGAAUUGAAGGAAAAUUAGAUGAAGGAGAUUUAUCUGAUGGCAUAGAUGAUGAGAUUUUUCCUGGUCUCAGCGAAGACAUUGGAACAGAGGCCCAGAUCAGAUUUUUAAAGGCAAAACUCCGUGUUAUGCAGGAAGAAUUGGAUAGUCUUGUAUAUGAAUGCAAUAAAAAGGAAGAUGAAGUAAGAAAUUUAAAAGCCUCUCUUAAAGAUAUUAAUGAAGAUCGUGUUAGAAUGGAGCGAACAAUCAAUAUUCAACAGUCUCAGAUUGAAAAAUAUAAAACUCUUUCAGAGGAAGCAAACAAAAAAUGUGAUGGAUUUCAGCAACAGCUGACUGCAGUAGAAAAGGAAUUAGACAACAGAAAGAAACUACAAAAACAGGCUUCAUCCAGCCAAAGUGCCAUAGAAGUCCGCUUGAAUAGAGCUCUUGAAGAUGUAGAAAAGUAUAAGCUUGAGUUAAAUAAAAUAAAGCAGAGUAAUAAGGACUUAGCAAAUGAAGAAUACAAGAAAAUUGAAGAAUUAAAAACAGAAAACAGGAAGCUGGAAAAACAAAAAGGAGAGUUAAUGACAGGUUUCAAAAAACAGCUGAAAUUAAUUGAUAUUUUAAAAAGACAAAAGAUGCAUAUUGAAGCUGCUAAGAUGCUGUCUUUCACUGAAGAGGAAUUUAUGAAGGCACUUGAAUGGGGAAAUAAAUAAAUUUAAUAUACCUCAAAUACUUUCCCCUGAAAUCCUCCUUAAAAGAAAAUUCUGUGUGCCUGAUAAAUUGGAAGUAUUCGACUUUAUUUGCAAGUUUGGGUGUUAAGAUAUUUUUCAAUAAUCUAGUGGAUUUUGUGGGGAGACUGUGCAAAAGCUGCAUAAUUCACAGGCAAAAAAACCCGAUACUUUCUGAUAUAUAUAGAGGAGAAUUCAAAAGUUCAGUUAGAUUUUAAGUUAGUUAUUUGAUUAUUUUAUACAAAAUUUACAUAUCACUAUAUAAAAUACAAUGUGGUAUUGCUUAGAGAUGCAGAGAUAUAGGUGUAUUUACUUAUUUUGAUACUUUCAACUAUUAAAGGUACUUACGAUAGUUUUUUUUCAAUAUCUUGAUUCUUAAAUAUAUUAGUUAUGUUACAAAAAAGUUCAGCUAUAUCUCUUUUAAUUAAUUGUCUCCUGAAAUUACUGCACUUAUUUGAAUUUCUAAAUUAUUUGAACAUUUCAAUAAAAAUACAUACUACUUAUGUUUAUGUAAUGGGGAGAAAUUCUCAUCAGUCUGAUAACAGCCACUCGUUAACUUGAUGUUAACCGAUUGAUCCUGACUGACUGGGGAUGCUUCUUCAUAGUCUCUAAGGUUCAAGAAGAUAGACUUUUUUCACAGGAAUUGCCUUUCUGUGUUCCCUUAAGAGAAAACCCACUCCAAGUCCCUUUUUCAUGCAAUUACUCUUGAAUUUCUAGAGCAGAAUAGAAGAGAGAUUUCUUCUCCUCUCCCUUGGCAGUCUCUCAGAGGUAGCUGGGUUUGUUGCACUCAGCCUGAGAAGGGAGGUCCCAGAAAACUCGUUUUCCCCUGUCGAGGGCAGCAAUGUAAGAAGGUAGAUUUCCUAAGUAGCAGCAGUUCCACAGUUUUGUAUGCAGCCUCUAGAAUUCAUGAGCCUGGGACCCCGAAAAACAUCUCCCUGAUGGGGCUCACUCUGCAGAGAAGAGGCCCAUCUACAGAGAAGAGGCCCGUCUGCAGAUGGAGGACCAGAGAGCCCGGCCUUGCCAGUACUCUGUAAUCCUGCUUGGAGCCAGGCUGAGGUGAAUGGGACAAAUUUGUUCUGUAAAGUACAGGAGUAUAAAGGGUUUGGACUGUUUGUGUGUUUUGACAUUUCUUCUGCUUUUUCAUGUUUUGUGUUUCUGGUGUCUGUGCCUAUGACUGCUUUGUGUCACAUACAUUCUCUGUGUUGGAUGAAAUAAAAGCUAUCUAAAACCCUGUA
Molecule: messenger RNA, 2474 nt
Organism: Antechinus flavipes (yellow-footed antechinus)
Lineage: Eukaryota; Metazoa; Chordata; Mammalia; Dasyuromorphia; Dasyuridae
Gene: TEX9
Product: testis expressed 9
Exons: 12
Coding region: 43-1224 (393 amino acids)
Source: RefSeq, a predicted model, not a curated record